GUGAUUACCCGAGAGGCGGAUCGCCGCUCCAAACAAACACUUGACGUUUAGACGGUGACAGCGAUUAGUGACAAAAGCAACACGUUGCUCCGAGGGUUCAUGAAUUUGAUCACUUUGGGUCUGUUUUACCUCUAACCGUUAAUCGAACAUGUCUCAGUUGGAUGUGACCAAAAACAAACUAGAAAUCUUGGACACAUGGAAAGAUGUGGUAGACGACAAGACGCCGACCAACUGGUAAGUAAUAUUUGAAAAACGAUUUUACGACGUCGGGCAGAAGGAUUUCAAUCGGACUCUGAUGACGCAAUGUUUAUUUUUCUAGGGCCUUAUUUGGGUACGAGGGGCCAACUAAUGUACUGAAAGUAAUCAGCCAAGGAGGUAGGUACGCGAUUUAAAAUACAAUAUUUUUUGCCAUUCAAAAUUAUAUAAAUCUGCUUAGUAAUUAUUUUCUUACAUGAUUAUGGGUAAUUAAGCCUCAUUAAAUAAAAUGUAGUUCAAGGUGACAAAGACAAUGGCUUUUGUAAUAUUUUUUCCCUUGAUUUUUCAGAAGGCGGAAUCGAAGAAAUGAAAGAAGACCUGAACAGCUCUAAAAUAAUGUAUGCUUUUUGCAGAGUGCUGGACCCAAAGACUAGCCUUUACAAAUGUGUCUUAAUAAAUUGGGUUAGAUUAUGUCUACCGUAUAUGUAUUACUGAUUUAGAUAUAAAUUUAGUUACUGGCCCAUACUAAUUUUUAAUUUUUUUUUAAUAUAAUGCAUAUUGCCAAGUCAAAAACAAUGCCUGGUGAAGUCAAAGUUGGGCGGACUGACUUAGUUUGAAGUUUGGAUAUUAUGUUAUGUUAAAUAAUCCAAUUUUGAAUAUUCACUUAUCAUUUAACCUUUGAGCAUGCAUCUGCCUUUUUUUAACGUUUAUAGCCAUGUGGAAGUCUAUCGUACCCCAUUUAAAAAAAUGAUUAAAAUAUUUUAUAGUACGUUAAUUUUUUUUAAAAUUUUAAGAAAAUAUUAACUAGAUAUUAUAGUUUUAUUAACGGGUUACCAUAUGAUAUUAAAAAUAGAUACAAAUUUAAUAAUAAAAAAAUAAAACUACAGAACAUUAGGUUAUUAUAUUUUUUGUUAUUAAUAUUUUAUUAUUAAUGAGGUCAAUUAAACCCCACAUGCCUGCUUAAGGGUUAAUAUAGUCUAUUAAUGAUGCGUACUUGGUAUCAAAUUGGAGGUCCCAAGUUCGAAUUUUUUUUCUCUAAACUGUUUUUUUUUUUGCACUUGUUACUAUAUUUUUAAUGUUACCCCAUAAAAUAAUAAUUAUUAAAUAUGGUUUUCCUUACAAAAUACAUUAAUUUUUUUUUCCUGUUACAUACCUAAUGUGGUGUUGCAUGAAAAAAAAAAAAAAUGAAAAAUUUGCAUGUACCAGCAACUAAAUGUGUUCCCAGAUUUGUAAAAUUAAACAUUUUUUUUUUUUUAUUAAUUUUAGCAAGGAGAAGGAGCACCCAUCAUCAGGAAAGGAACUUGUGCCAAUCAUAUCCGCGAUGUGUCAAAUGUUUUAAAAGGAGCACACGUCACAAUAAAUGCUCGUAAUGAUGACGAAGUAGAUACGGACAUUAUUUUGUCCAAAGUUGCCAAGUCGUCGGCAUCCGUGUAUUCAUUCAAAGAAAGACUGGAUCAAUCUCAGCCUCUUGAGAAAAUUGUAAUUUAAUGAAUAAUAUAAUUUUAUCAUUGUUUGAAUCCAAUAACAAUUGUUUAUUUUUUUGUUUUGAAGGGUACAACUUACAAGAGAAUUCAACCAAAUUUAGAAAUCAAUUCAACAGAAAGAGACAAGUUUUGGGCAGCGGAAGAAAAAAAGGAAAAACUUAGACAAGAUGAAGAACGGACGAAAAAAGAACAAGAGAAAAAGAAAAUUGAGGAUGAAAGAUUAUUUCGAGAAGUAAUAAUGCAAAAUAAAUAUUUUAUUUUAACUUUUAAUAUCCUUUGUAAGAUCCAUAGAGACAACAACGAUCAUUAAUAAAAUUAGACCCAUUGUCAUUACCUAAUAUUAAAAACCUCACAUUUUUCAGCAAAAAAGUUAUGCUUUUAUUUUGUUUUUUUGUUUCUUUGUCUGGACUGUUAAAUCAGUAGACUAUCAGUUUUUACUAUGAUCAGUUACAAAGGAAUAAAGGAAGUAAAGGAAAAUUUGUCAAAAGAAAACUCACAAAGUGAACACACUUUUUCCGAUCAUGAUAAAAUCUAUUUUAGUCUAUAAUACUUAUGGUUUAAUAUUAGUACAAAUUCAGUUAUGUGUUUUUGUUUGCCUUCUAUAUAUAUUUUAUAGGAUGCUGAUAGAAUCAGAAGAGAUUCAAUAAUUAAAGAGGAGCUUCCAAAAGUCUUAUCAGAAUCAGCUGUUCAUAAACCAGAACCAGAGGAAGCUAAAAUCGAAAUAGCAAAACCAGGAUUGGUCGUCACUGAAGAACCUGAAAAUUCAAAUGAACAAAAUAAUGAUUUAGGCACUUAUGGAAUCAGAGCUGAAGCCUUGUACGACUACCAAGCAGGUAGUACUAUUGAUCUUUAAAAGUAGAAUUUAAGUUACUUAGUUUUUUUUUUUAAAACUGUCUACUUAUCUAGCUGACGAUACUGAAAUAUCAUUCGAUCCUGGCGAUAUAAUUUGUCAUAUUGAUAAAAUCGAUCAAGGCUGGUGGCAGGGGUUGAGCCCCGAUGGCACCUUUGGUUUAUUUCCAGCUAAUUAUGUACAACUUCUUCCUUAGAGUUUAUUGUUCUCGUUUGUAUCAUAAUAAUUAAUAUUAUCAUAUAUACAAUUUUAUUAUAAAUUUUAAUUUCAUUACAAAUGGUUGUAAAAACGUUCAAGUUUUUUAAAUUAUUUAAAAAUAGAUAAUUGUUAAUCUAGUUAAAAUAUUUAUUCAUUUUUCUAUUAAAUUUUACUAAAAAAUUUAAAUGAUUGUUCUGUUUUUUGUUGGAAACUUGACGACCAAUCCAUAUAUAAAAAUCAAAAGGUAAACAAAUUAUUGUAUUUUACAAUUAAUACACUGUUUGUAUAUUUAUUUGUAUGACUUUCCUAUUAUUUAUAUUGUCAAUUAAACAUUUGUAAUGUAAAAUAUUACAUAUUUAUAGUCAAAUGAUCGAAAAUGAGAAGCAGACACAACUGUUGUGUUAAGUAUAGGGAGUUUUAAAUAUCUAUUUUUUUUAUUACUAUUAUUAAUUAUUAUUAAUACAGUUGAUACAUGCAUUUUUAUAGAAUUGUUGUAAUAUUUAUAUUUCAAUAUUGUACUGUUAGAUGUUUUGUGCUAAGUCUGAAAAUAUAUUAUUAUUACAUAUUAUUUUAUAGUGCCUUUAUUGGUAUUACCAUAAAAAUCAAUUAUAGAACAUUGCAUCCUCUUUAUCUUUUAUCUACUCUUUCUCCUUUUUUCUAACAUUUUUAUUUUUAAUAAUUUCAUUUUCAUUUCGCCCUAUUGAUAUUUUUCUUGCACACAGAUAAGACCAUACCUAUGUACUGUAUUUUACUUUUAUUUAAGAUGUUCUCAUUUUUAUUAAAAUAUCUAUUGAGUAAAAUCACAACAAUCAUAUCAUGAUGCAAAACAAAAAAAAUGUUUCAGUAAAUACCUACUAGCUCUACAUAAUAUUAUAAAAUAUAUUAUAAUAAUGUAAUUUACAGUUUUAUUUAAUUUUUUUCAAUGGUAUACACUAUACAUAAAAAUAUCGAUUACACUAGGUUGGUACAUAUUCCAUUUUUGGAGAUUCAUUUACUACAACAGGUACAGUCGUUGGAAACCUGCUGCACGAGCUCUCCAUCUCUUCAAUUUCUGCGUUGGACACGAUUAUAGACACAGCCCUUUUAAUCUUGGCUACCGUGAUGGGUUUCAGCUGUUUGACCGUUUGGGCCAUGGCGUGGAAAAACGCAUCCACCGAGUCCAUGUCUUCCAUUCUGU
Messenger RNA from Cinara cedri, 3904 nucleotides. The record is from the annotation of a GenBank genome assembly. Lineage: Eukaryota; Metazoa; Arthropoda; Insecta; Hemiptera; Aphididae.